UUGCCAGUGCAUUCACCAGUGUUGAUCGACCGAGCAUUGAGAUUCAAGAAACCAAUAAAUCGAAAGGUUUAUUUGGAGUAUACGCUUCAAGCCAACGCGCGUUACGCGUAAAAUGCGCACGUAACCGCUGGCUGAUUAUUGUCACGUUUUGUUCAUCUUUGUUAACGUUUCAUCAGCGAGGAUUUUAAAAUGUCAAAAGAGCCGGAUAAAACUCCUUAUAUCGGCGAUGUGGACUCCGAUUCGCCGUCUUCUCCUUCAAUGUCCGACGAACAAGGCUCGCAGACCCAAACCGGCGCCGGUAACCCGGCGGACAGCGAGGAAGAUGCCCGCUUCCCCCCGUGCAUUCGAGACGCGGUGUCGCAGGUCCUCAAAGGCUAUGACUGGUCGCUGGUGCCGAUGCCUAUGCAAGGCCGCAGGUCUUUGAAAGACAAGCCUCAUGUGAAGAGACCCAUGAACGCGUUUAUGGUGUGGGCGCAGGCGGCGCGGAGGAAGCUCGCGGAUCAGUAUCCACAUCUCCACAACGCCGAGCUCAGCAAGACCCUCGGCAAGUUAUGGAGGCUGCUCUCUGAGAGCGAGAAACGACCGUUUGUGGAAGAGGCAGAGAGACUGCGGCUCCAGCACAAGAAAGACUAUCCGGAUUAUAAAUACCAGCCGCGGAGACGGAAGAGCCUGAAGCCGGGUCCGAGUGAACUGGACACGGGAGCUGAGAAGAACCCUCACGCCUCGCAUCAAGUGUACAAAGUGGAAGCGGGUAUGAGAGGGAUGCACCAUCAACAGGUCCAUGGUGCUCAACCUCACGGUCCUCCUACACCUCCAACCACCCCGAAGUCCGAUCAGCAUCAAAACGCCAAACUGGAGUCCCGGCCUGCGUCGGAAAACGCAAGACACAACAUCGACUUCAGCAACGUGGACAUCUCGGAGCUCAGCAGCGACGUCAUCGGCAGCAUGGGCCCGUUUGACGUGCGUGAGUUCGACCAGUACCUGCCGUUAAACGGCCACAUGGAGAACAACGGUGGGCCGCACUCCAGUCCUGGCUGUUUCAGCGCAUCCUACCACCAUCAUCCUCACGGCAGCACUUUGGCAUGGAACAAGGGGUCCGGGUCACCGUCUGCAUCCUCGCACAACGGCGCAAACCAACAAAGACCGCUCAUUAAAACAGAACAAUUGAGUCCUUCUCAUUACGGAGAGUCUCACGGGUCACCGACCCAAUCUGAACUGACCGACUGUCCAGACCUGCAGAACUCGACGUACUUCACCACAUUUUCCGGGUAUCCCGCUGGCAUUUAUCAAUAUCCGUACUUCCAUUCCUCCAGAAGAUCAUACGUGACUCCUGUUCUCAACAGCUUGUCGAGUUCGUCUCAUAGUCCCGGGGCGAGCUGGGAGCAGCCAGUUUACACGACUUUAACACGACCCUGAUGCCAAGUUUUGGGUCAGAGAUGUCUGAUGCUGAGAAUUAUGGGACUGUGUUUUGUACCGAAGUAAAUCUUUCUAAAAAUCUUGCCAUUUCAUAGACUUUUCUGGUAAUUGUGACCUUUAGAUUUUCCUAACAGAUUUUGGAUUCACUUUUCAAUAUCGAGUGUUUUGUGUUUGUAUUAUGGCCUGGAUAGAAGUGUUUGUUUUUUUGGAGUGAGAUGCGAUAGACUGUCAAUAUUCAAUACGCUAUUUAAACGCAAUCGUGGAUUUGUCUUGAUAAUAUGCAAUUAAAAUGUAGAACGAAUGAAUGUGCGGUACCGCCUGAUGUCUUCAUUGUUGAUAAAGGCCGAGUCUAACUGUCAAACGGGCAGAAUAACUCAUGCUUUCAUCACAAUUUGAGUCCAAAACGAAGCUGUAUUUGAAUAUCGGAGAGAUGCUGGAUCAUCUGUGGUUUACAAAGCCAAGAAUCAGCAAAAGGGAGAGCAGAAAAGAGAGAGGGCUGAUUCUGAAUGACAGCGUCUCAAAGGGCUCUUUGUUUUCAUUAUAAAAGAGGCAUUAAUUAAGGGAGGGAACAAAACAAAACAAAUACAAAGCAGAAAAUCAUUAUAACUGCCGUUACAUGAAAGAAGAACGCAUGAACAGACACUACCCUCUGCUAUUUGGAUAAACAGCAACAAAAGCAGCAGAAAAUGCAUAAAUUGAGUGCAGGAUAAGAGAAUAAGUUCUUCAUGUGUGGAAAAGAGCCAGUGAUUCCACAGCAGAUGGGUGUGGGUGGACUAGGACUUGUUUUCCUUUCACUAUGUUUUAUUGCAUUGAUGAUUUUUGAAGUGGAGAAUGUAAUUAGUGUUGAUAUGUACAGCACGCAUCAUUGUGCUCGCUGACAUUAUUGGGUCUUAAAACUGGACGGUACGCAGUAAGCACUACAAGAUGUAGUGUCUCUUAUGAUUUUGAUUUCUAGUUAUGGUGUGUUAUGUGGAGUUCUUAUUGUAUUCAGCUCUUUGGACCCUGGUUUCUGAAAGUUUUGCUCUCAGAAUUUUUCUGUUGACAUUUGGAGAGCAUGAUGAUUGUGAUCUCUAGUGCAAGAGCCAAUAAACAAUGACAAAAAAAAUCAUGCUGAGCCAUUAAAUAGACCCCCACAUAAAAACAACAUCAGGACUGUUAGAAAUGAAAAACUGACUAUGAUUACAGCAGAUCAAAGUUCAAUGUAUAACACAUGAGGCUUGUUCUGUAAUAAACCAUAAUUAACUAUUUAAUAUACAUAUAU
Molecule: messenger RNA, 2677 nt
Organism: Sinocyclocheilus grahami
Lineage: Eukaryota; Metazoa; Chordata; Actinopteri; Cypriniformes; Cyprinidae
Gene: sox8a
Product: SRY-box transcription factor 8a
Exons: 3
Coding region: 190-1416 (408 amino acids)
Biological process (GO): neural crest cell development; morphogenesis of an epithelium; negative regulation of transcription by RNA polymerase II
Cellular component (GO): nucleus
Molecular function (GO): DNA-binding transcription factor activity, RNA polymerase II-specific; RNA polymerase II cis-regulatory region sequence-specific DNA binding
Source: RefSeq, a predicted model, not a curated record